UUUGUCACCCCCAGUGCUGGCCGUUAUCUAUGCAUUAACCAUCAAACUAUGUGUGCAUGCUAUAAUGAAAAUAAAUAUAAAUGUCAGUGGAAUUAAUUUUUCGUGUAAUCUGCAGAAAUGACAAGUAGAAAGAAGCAAAACAAGACGAACGGUUCAGGGAAGGCUAAGUCCGGGGACAAAACAAUCAAAAAUAAAUUAAAGAGAAGAGACAAAAGGGGAAGGAUACUCGUCAAGAACUUGCCUUUUAAAGCGACGGAGGCGGAUGUCAGGCGGCUCUUCUCGCGGUUCGGGAAGGUCAGCGAGGUGCGGCUGCCACGCCGCGACGACGGCUCCCCCGUGGGCUGCGGCUUCGUGCAGUUCCCGGGCCGGGACAAGGCGGCCCGGGCCAUCGCCGGCCUCAGCGGCACCGAGUUCAUGGGUCGCACGCUGGACGUGAGCUUGGCCUUGUCGAAGCUGACGUACAUCAUCGCCCGCCCCGACGGGGUCCCGGCGCCUGGGACCACCACCGCCCCCGGCGACGAAGAAGGGGGGAGCGACGACGCGGGACAGGUCAAAGAGGAGCUCGAGGAAGUGGUCGUGAAGGAAGAACCGGUGGAUGAGGUCGCCGAACAAGUCGGCGGGCAGAAGAAAAAGGAGAAGCCCGUGCAGAAGAGAGGACGGCUUAUCGUCAGAAAUCUUCCAUUCAAGGUGACGGAGGCGAACUUCAAGGAGCACUUCGAACAAUUCGGCCAAGUUCACGAGGUGAAGCUCCUGCGCCGGCCGGACGGGAAGCUGGUCGGCUGUGGCUUCGUGCAGUUCACGUGGAAGCAGAACGCGGCGAAGGCCAUCCUCAAGACGAGCGGAAAGCCCUUCAUGGGCAGGACCAUCAUCGUGGACUGGGCGGUGCCCAAGAAGGUGUUCACGGCCCAGACGCAGCAGGGGGAGGGGGCGGAAGUCAAGAGCGAGCCCGAGGACGAGGCGACCGCCGUCAAGGAGGAUCCUGACGAUGACGACGACGACGUGGACGCGGACGAACGCAAGCUGGACGCGAAGAAGCGCAGAGUCAGCAGCUCGGAGGAGUCCGGCCCGUCUGAGUCGGAAGACGAGCUGGAAGAUGACGGCGGCGAAGAGGGGUCCCCGGAGGACGACGAGGGCUCCUCCGGGGCCCGGCCCCGGGUGACUUCCGACGACGUCGCGGAAGGCCGCACCGUGUUCCUGAAGAACAUCCCGUUCUCGGCGACCAACGAGAAUCUGCGGGAGUGCGUGGAGCAGUUCGGCGAGGUCAUCUACGCCCUCGUGUGCAUCGACCCCCUCACUGAGCACUCCAAGGGCACGGGCUUCGUCAAGUUCAAGGGCAAGGAGAGUGCGGAGCGCUGCCUGUCUGCUGGCGGGCAGUUGUCGCUGGGGAGCCAGCAGCUGCAGGUGCUGCCCGCUCUGCCCCGGCAGGAGAUCCAGGACCGCGCGCACGGCCGCAAGGAGGCGACGCGGAACCACGACAGCCGCAACCUCUACCUCGUCAAGGAGGGAGUGGUGCUGGCGGGCAGCGCGGCCGCGGCGGGCGUGUCGGCGGCCGACAUGGCGCGGCGCCUGCAGCUGGAGCAGUGGAAGACCCAGAUGCUGCGCAACCUCAACAUGUUCGUGUCGCGCACACGCCUGGUCGCGCACAACCUUCCCUCCUCCUGGGACGACGCGGGGCUGCGCGGGCUGUUCUCGCAGCACGCCCCGCCGGGGGCCGUCAUCAAGGAGGCGCGGGUGAUGAGAGACUUGCGCGACGUGGACGCGCAGGGCGUCGGCAGAUCCAAGGAGUACGGCUUUGUGACGUUCGAAAGCCACGAGGCAGCUCUGCAAGCGCUGAGGAGCAUCAACAACAACCCCAGGAUAUUCACCGCGGCCAAGAGGCCGAUAGUGUCGUUCUCCAUCGAGAACAAGGCCAUCCUGAACCUGCGGCAGCGGCGGCUGGCCAAGAGCCGCGACAGGAACCCUCUGGCGGCCGGGCGGGAGCGUCCCGGGCCUGAGCGCGCGCCCCGCCAGGGGGGGCCGGAGACGGAGGCCGAGGCCGAGGCGUUCGCGGGCGUGGCCGCGCAGCCGGGCCGGGUGAAGAUGCGGUCCCGCUUCAACCUCAGGACGCAGGCGGCCGUGCACGGGGAGACCCUGCGGCGCGAGAAGCGGCGGCGCAAGGACGAGCGGCGGGCCGCGCAGGCGAGGCAGGCGAGCCGCAAGGCUCCCGCCGCGCUCCCGGUCAGACAGAAGAAGGGGAAGUUGAAAGGUGAGCAGAAAGCGGAGGAAGUGUUCAACCAGCUCGUGGAGAAGUAUAAGCGCAACCUGUCGAGUGCGUCUGUGAUGAAGAAGUGGUACGAGUGAGCAUGCCAGUCGGGCUCUGUGUGACUCACUGAGGAAGACUCGAGUGUUUGGCGUCCAGUUGAGGGAGAAACAGUACAACCCCGAUUGUCCGCAAUCAAGAGGAGCAGGGCUGCGGAUAAUCCGCAGGUUUAUGUACAUCUGCUGCAUCAGCUUAAUAAAGAAUAUAAGCUUA
Molecule: messenger RNA, 2512 nt
Organism: Bacillus rossius redtenbacheri
Lineage: Eukaryota; Metazoa; Arthropoda; Insecta; Phasmatodea; Bacillidae
Product: RNA-binding protein 28
Exons: 12
Coding region: 118-2340 (740 amino acids)
Cellular component (GO): nucleolus
Molecular function (GO): mRNA binding
Source: RefSeq, a predicted model, not a curated record